This is a messenger RNA of Halichondria panicea, 1856 nucleotides long. Its product is annotated as stromal interaction molecule homolog. Lineage: Eukaryota; Metazoa; Porifera; Demospongiae; Suberitida; Halichondriidae. Bases 50 to 1759 code for a protein of 569 amino acids. Gene Ontology annotation, molecular function: calcium ion binding; calcium channel regulator activity; protein binding. Gene Ontology annotation, biological process: intracellular calcium ion homeostasis; activation of store-operated calcium channel activity; store-operated calcium entry. The record is from RefSeq and is a predicted model, not a curated record. Gene Ontology annotation, cellular component: plasma membrane; endoplasmic reticulum. The transcript has 7 exons.
UGUUACAGAAGAUACUGAUGUUUAACUAGUCUGUGAGUCUAGAAUAGAGAUGAAAGCUUGUUUGAGUGUGUUCCUGGCCCUGCUGUGCUCUCUCAGUGCAGUGUUCAUCACUGUCAGUGAGCAGCCUGCCUCUCAGAAACCAAUUGAGCUUAUACUGAACCAUGAGUUAGAGUUGAAAGCCAUUCAGGCCAUUCACGAACAGCUUGAUGACAAUGACGACGGUAAUGUCGACCUCAGUGAGUCCUCAGAGUUUGUAGAGACAGAGUUGUGUGGACCUAGCAUGGAGAGCCAGCAAGCAUGUUGGAGCUCAGACAAAAGUAAACGUUUUCACCAGACAGACAAACAAAUCACCUCCAUGGAACUCUGGAGCACAUGGCACAAGAAUAAAGUUAUCCACUGGAGUACAGAGGAUGUUGUAACCUGGCUGACAAACACUGUUCAUCUACCACAGUACUCUGAGACGUUUAGGUACCACAAAAUAACAGGACGCCACCUACCACAAUUGGCUGUCAAUACCAACCAAAUGCUUAAGAACCUUCUCCUAGUGAACAAUAGCAAACACAAGCAGAAGAUUCUACUCAGGGCCAUGGACGUGGUUCUCUUUGGGCCCCCUGUCGGGUCUGGCUAUUGGAAGGAUGCCUUGCUUGCUAUAUCUAUAACAUUGAGUGUGUGUGGAGUGUUGUACGCACUCAGGCAGCGAUAUUUGGCACAGUCAAGGAUCGAUUCAUUUCUCAAGGAUUUACGAGUCAAAGAGGAGGAGUUGAGCAAACUGAAGUGCAAGCUUGAGCUUGAGACAGCUGUUGAUGAAGGGGAGAGCAUCUCAUCUGAUUCUGUACCCACACCACCCUCUGAGGAGGACUCCUUGUCAACUGUGUUUGGCAGAUCAGUUUCACUGGAGACAGCUAGCCCUCUACUCUCACAAGUCCAGGAAGAGAAUCAAUGUCUACGUAAUCAACUGCAUUUAUCAGAGACUCAAUUCUCCAAUAAGUUGUCAAAGCUUCGUGUGCUGCUCCAAGAGUGUUGUAGAAAGGAGUGGAACCAUCUGGACUCUAAGAGGAAGGCAGCAGAAGAUCAGAUGAGCAGAGCACAGAAAGUGUGUGACAAAAUCAAGAAGAAGCGUUAUUCUCUGUUUGGCUCGUUUCAUCUGGCUAAUUCGUCAGCACUGGAGGAAGCUGGACUGCAGAUCACCAAAGCUGUGAACAAGAUGCAUUCCAUAUCUGAGUACUUCGAUGAGUACCACUUGAGGUGGGAGCAGAUCGAGAAGGUGUGUGGCUACUCCAUUGUCUCCUCCACGGCCUCCACACCCACUCACUCAUCGUCAAUGACUCACAUGGACUCACUACUCAGUUUCACAAGAGAAGGCUCCCCACAUUCUAUCAGCAGUUUCAGCACAGUCACCAGUACACAGUCCUCAAGACAGCGCAAAGGCUCUUCCCCGGAGUUCAAUGAAAGUAGACUCCACUCACACUCAAGAUCUCAAUCAGCUGAUCAAACAUUCGAAACUGAACCUGAAUUGGGGAGAUUUGUGAAAAGCGAGCCGUCAAAAUUGAUCCAUUCCACGUCUUUUCCAGUGUUAAGGAGGGCUAGUGCUGAAGUGACUGAUAGUAGAUUUGUUGAAGCUGAUGGCGGUCUUUCGUUUGUGUCGAUCGAGAAGAAUGCAACUAGAGGGCUGGCGCCCAUUAAAGAAGAGAAGCAAGGAACUCACACUCAAAAACGAACAUUGUCUCUAAUUAGAAAAUCAAAGAGCUCGGAUGUUUAGCUAGUUACCAAUCGUAGUUGUGAUUUUUGAUUAUGAUGCAUACCUCAUUACAAUUUUAAUUGAAUAUUAAAGGAGGAUGCUCCUGAUUAAAGCCAAA